This is a messenger RNA of Lymnaea stagnalis (great pond snail), 8988 nucleotides long. Lineage: Eukaryota; Metazoa; Mollusca; Gastropoda; Lymnaeidae. The record is from the annotation of a GenBank genome assembly.
ACAGCCUUUUUUGCGAUAGGAAGAAUCUUUGGAGAGUGAAAUUUCAAGUCGCACUUAACUUCUCUUCGGAUACUAAAAUACUAUUAGGUAAUUAUUUCGAUAACAUGUUAUUAUCAGCUUAUUAAAACUUAUGGGGUUGUGACAUUCAUGAUUAAGUAAUUAUUUUAACUGUUUGUGUCGAUAGUGAUACAAAUCUUCAAUCGCAAGGACUUCAACUGACAGAUGGUGUUGACGUGGCAUAUCACGUCUCACCAGUCACUCAGUGAAACUGAGUCCAGUAAAACUGACCAAUUUUGCUGUACUUCAAGUGAAUUAUGUUUUCAGAAGUCUAUAUUAAUCUAAAAUUUAGUAGGGUCUUUCAGUGGCUACAAUCACCAAAGAUAGUAUAGAAAUUAAAUCAAAAUCUCAUUGAAAGUAAUGGAUCAUCAAGUCAUCAUGUCAAUACUCAGUCAUUACUGAACUGAUUACAAUUAUUACUUGACCAUGGCCAUGGUGGCUCAGUUUACAUUUUUAUUAUCUCAUGUUCUCAACAAUAAUUAUUUUUGCAAGGAAAGAAAAAAACAAAUAUUACUAGAAAAAGCAAAAGCAGCUUAGCAACAACAACAAAAUUUAAUAAGGCUGUUAGUAGUAAUAGUAAUAGGCUAUUUAGAUCAUAAAAUGAAUUUGAUUAUUGAUAUUGUGUAAAUAGCCUUCAAUAUAAUAAAUAUUCAAAUAGGUACUUCGCCGAAGCAAGGGAGACUCCUAGAAAAUUUGUAUCUGAAAUGGGCGUCAGCGCAAUGGAAUCCGAGUUUUUAAUUUUUUUUGUACAUGUAAUAAUGUAAUUUGAAUAAAUCAGGAGUUCUUUGGCCCAUAAUUAAAGUCUGACUCCGCUCAUUCACAUUAGGAGACACGUUGACCUACAUUCCCAUUGAGUUUUUUUGUUCUUUAUAUCAACUUUAAGUGAUGAAAAUUGUAUGUCUUAAAAAAUUCGGUCUAAAUAUUCAAAGUAGGUCUUACAUAUUAAAAGUAGGCCUGCAUAAUUUAUUGAAGUACAUUGACAUGUGUGCAAAAUUUCAUUGGGAUAGCUCAUUAAACAUUUUCACAAUUCUUCUCAACGUUGACCUCAUUAUUCAAAGGUCGCACAGGCCAUUUUGGAUUAGUGAUCACGCCCUCUUUUAAAUGGCGGAAGACGCCGAUACUUAGCUUUUGAAAUAUUCAAUAUUAUUACCACUAUAUACAUCAAAAUAUUUGAUAACUUGUGUUCCAGAAUACAUUUUGAAGACAUUUAAACUGGAAUGUUUUAAUUUGAGCUUUAAAAGCCCGGCAGAGUCCAUUUAUAAUUAACUAUCAGAAUUCUCUGUGUGCAAAACGUCCUGAUGGGCAACCAUUCACAGCCACUUACCACUUGCAUAAUGGCUAUACAGAGUUUCAUUCAUGAGAGUUUGCCGUGUGCAAAAACUAUUAAACCAUUGGUCAGGGAAAGCUUUAAUUAAUAAGUCUUGUGCCAAAGUUGAAAGUUCAAGUUCAAAAUAAGUAGAUCCCUAACAGUAUUUUAGGAAAUGCGUUGCCUUGUAUUGACUAGAUCUAUAUAGUAUUUACCGGCGUAAUGAACGCUGUAGAUUUGGUAAAUGGAAAAGCCAUAUAUUAAUACAUUAUAAUAACUUUACUGAAAUACAUAGUGCAUAGUUAGAUAAACUAAAAUUUAUAUAUAAUUGUUUAACAUUAUUAAAAUUAUUUUUUUAAAAACAUUAGUUCUGAAAAUAAAAGUUGUUCAAAAUUAUCAUUAAAACGAGAGUUAUAUAGCUCGUGACGCGAACAGCAGAAUUGGGUCACCGAAUGUGGAGAUGCGGUCCAUGAUAAAAAAAGGACAAACUAAGUCGUACUUUAUUAUUUCAUAACUUUAAAACUACAACAGCUAAAAAUAUAAUUUUUGUGUGAUAAUUCUGUAAACUAUUAGCUCUAUUCAGCUUUGCCAUUCGUUUAUUUUUACAAAAUUGAAAAUUUUUUUUUUACCAAAGUACCAAAAUAUUGAUUCAAGAUAUAAUUUUUUUUUUAAAUAUGAGAAUAUACCCAGGGUAGAGAAAAACCUGAAAGACAACACACAAAAAAGUGGGCAGAAGUGACGUUUCGGCAACUACACAUCUAUACAGUGGCGUAGCGAGGGUGCUUGGCGCCCGGGGACAAGAUCCAUUUUUAGCGCCCCUUUUUCUUUUUUUCAACUCUCAAACCCAUUAUUUUCAUCCAUAAAAUAAUAUCAAAGCACAUUUUGGCGCCCCUAACUAGCUGGCGCCCGGGGACAUCUGUCCCCACCCCCUGCCCCCACCACGCUACGCCUCUGUAUCUAUACAAGCUAAGUGCUUGUCUGUAUUUUUGCUAAUGCUUCUUUGGGCAAUCCUCUGAAGUCCUGUCCCAAAUUAUUUUGUAUGAAAAAAAUUACAAUUCACAGUGCCUAUUGUUAGGAUACAGCAGAAAUGUUAGUCAUAGCUUUUGCAAGUAACAGUCACUUUACAAACCUAUCAGUAAAUACUGAAUGUUGUAAUUGGCAUAUAGCAUUUGCAAAUAACAGUAGAAAACGUUCUGCUUGUGACUGUUGCGCCACUGAAAGGCCCCCAAGUAGCUGGCAAACAGACUGGGACUAGUGCCACUCUGAUAGCAGAGUUUGUGUUUCGCUUGCAGACAAAGUCCUUCUAUAGUUUCUGUGUGAAGGUCCUAGUCUACUGAAUCAACAAAUUCACGCGCGUGCACAAUGACAGCAUGAGCAUAAAUCCUGUUGUUGAAUUGAGCGACAUUUUGAUAUCCUCCCCAAGCGUCCAUGAUGAUAGUUGUCCCUGGUAACACAUAAUUAGUGAUAAUGCGCUCCCAGUGUUUGUGCGUCUCGACGGCCAACAUCCUCCAUCCAACAUCAUCCACCACCAGGCUUAACCAAGCCGACAACCCACUUAUUAACACGUCCACGGUGAUAUUUUCAGUAGAAACAGAAACUCAUCGAUCUCAACAAAAACAGACUGGCCACUUGCACCGAAGCCCCUCAGCAGUUGAUUGGUUCUCAGCAUCCAUUGACAGCAUUCCUGACGAAGAUAGCUGUUAUAGUUGACAGUAGUGUAGCUGUUAUAGUUGAUAGUAGUGUCGCAGCUAACCAGACUCUCGAACAACAUAACGUGUUAACACGACUUCGUAAGCCAAAUAAUACAUGAUCAUAACUAUUUUUUUAUUUGUUAGAAUGCAGUUGGCAAAGAAUGUCCCGGUUCUAACACUACUGCAGGUGUUGAAUGGGCGAAAACGCCACGAAAAACCGUCAUUGCAUUCUGCACAAGCGCCUAACGUCAUUGGGCUCCUGCGUGUUCCACAAUUGUUAUUUCUGAUCAAGCGGUGUUGGGCCAACCACUCCAACCAUUCACGUUUGUUUGACAUUACAGCAUACAACUCACACGGAGUUACUUCAAUUCCGCCCAGUUGGGCUGCUGGCAAAAUAACCGAACUAAUGCUUAUCUGUGCGGCUGGCCUACCUGCUAUAAUUUAACAAAUUUAUUGUAUUAUACGCAAACAUGAAUUUCAAAACAAACGAUGCCUUAGACUUUUAAGUAAGGAGUAAUCAUUGGAAAUAAUUUUGGGACCGGACUUCGGAGUAUUGCCCUUCUCUGUCUUUAUUCAGGUUUUCCUCUACCCUGUGUACAUUUCUUAUUGCUUCAACCUAAAUGCAGCCCUCCUCAUAUUUAUCAAAAAGUUAUGACAUUGUGACAUAGAAUAAGGCUAACAACAUUUGUUAACCCUCUUGAAGCGGCUGGCCAAUAUGGCAAAAAAAAAAAAGGCAGAUCCAUCAGCCCAUCAAUGAAUGAGAUAUCUGUAUUCUGAUUUGCAUAAUUUAUGCAUGAACAUUUUUUUAAACUUGGAAUAAACACGUCCUACUUGCAGAACUUUGCUUAUGCCUUUUGGCAAAUUUAAAGGUCACAUAUUUUUAAAGAAUUUUUAUGGGUCACUAGGCUCACAAAAAAUUGAUAUAAAAUGACAGAACACUGUUAACUAUCAUUGGAAGCCGCCAUCAAAAUAUCAAGAUGAGCAAGAAAUGCAAGAUGCAAUCUGAUUAGCUGGUAUGAAGACCAGCCAGCCAAUCUCGAGGAUAAUUAUUUAACAUCAUUUUGUAAAAUGCAAGUUAUGGUUUGGAGUACAUACCUUAAUACCUUAAGUGACUACAUAUAGAGUCUUAAAACCUACUUAUAUUUGCUUAUUUUCUUCUUACAUGUUAAAAUAACAUUAUAUAUCCUGCACAUUUUAUAUUCUCUUAUUUGUGCUACACCAUUAAUAACAACUUAUUAAUAAACAAAAUUUAAUUUACUGAGUUGUAAGUUGCUGUAGUAAGCACAGGAAUUACCUCUUCCACAACAAUAGCUGACUUACUGGGCUAAUUUGAGAAGUGGCUCAUGGCCCGCAUGCAGCUCGUUGAUCUAUCUCAUGUAGCUCUUUUAUUAUACUAAUUAUUAGAUAAAAUUUAAUAUUUGGCUCUUUGUCAUGAAAAGGUUCCCGAUACUGGCUUAGGGUAUCUAAUGUUUUAAAAUUAUUUUCAGUCAUGGAUCAGGUAAUGCAAUUUGUUGAACCUGCCAAAACUUUUGCUAAGGAUUCUAUAAGACUGGUCAAAAAAUGCACCAAGCCAGAUAGAAAAGGUGAGUAAAUGAAGUAAUUUUGGUUGCACCAUAAUGAAUUAUUAAUAUGGUCCUGCUGCUUUUCCUACUGGUUAUCUGAUCCUUUUUGGUAAGAAACUAGAGGUUCAUUGUGCCAAGGCUUAAAAUAUUAACACAUUUUAAAGACAAUACUUGAUAGCACCAAAUGAUUAACUAUUUUUCAAGUUUCAGCUAAGAUAUUAUUCCUGAAUAAAAGUUGUUCAUUCUUGUAUUAAGAUUGAAAAUAUUCACCGUGUACCCAAAUUGUCCCAAAGGUUACUGGUAGACAGGCAAAGUAAAGUAAAAGUAAAAGGCUUGCAUGUUGUGCAUGGAAUAAAAAUAUGUUGACUUGCGAAUAAAUGCUUGGAUUAGAAUAUCUGUAAAUAAUUUCAAUAUUCUAUUUAAUUUAAACAAUCCAAUUAUGGUACUUAGAAUCACAUGAAGGAGACUGUAGAUAAAUAAUUAAGUACUGGUUCCGGUAUCUUUAGUUUAAUGUUUGAAUUUAAGUAUAAGUUUAAGUAAUUGUUAAAUUCUACUGUUCACUUUAAACCUUUUUGUGUUUUCUUGUCUAAACAGAGUUUCAAAAGAUAGCAAUGGCCACAGCUAUUGGUUUUGCCAUUAUGGGAUUUAUUGGAUUCUUUGUCAAGCUGAUCCACAUUCCAAUCAAUAACAUUAUUGUGUAAGUUUUUAAGUAUCUAAGUUUACAUUGGCAGAUGUUAAAAAGAUCAUUGUUGUUUAAUAUUUCUUAGGCUUGCAAUGACUUGCAGCACUGACAAUGAUUGCUGAGUCAGGUUUACUUUUAUGGGGUGGUAUAAAAAAAAAUUAAAAGAUUAGUGCUAAGAAAAAAUGUCAGGAUCAAUUUGUUUAAAUUUGUCUCCUUGGGAGUGUAAACGGUGAUCCCUUUUCUUGAAGGCUAUUCAACACUGCUUGCAAUAUUGUUUGGUUUUCUUUUAAGAUUGUCAAAAGUCUGACUCUUUUUAACUUCAAAUUAAUUUUUUGAAAACUGCUGUUUUGGAUCUGGAACCUACUUGUACAAUUGUAAACCUUAAUUUCAUCACCUGUAAAGAUCCUAGAGUGAGUGUUUAGUCAUUGGCGCUCUCAUAAAGUGAUAAAGCUCAAGGCACACAUCACACUGCAGGUUCCCAGCUGUGUGUUGAAGCCGGUUUGGUUAUAUUUAUAAAUCUUUAAUAUUCUACAGAUCCGGUUAUUAAAUGAAUAAAUGUCAAAAUACCCGCAAAAACAAUUUUUUAAAAAUCCAAAGGUGAAGAGAUGGGACAUUUUAUUGAGAAGCACUCCUCAUUUACAAUCACAAAUCAUCCUCUACCUCAACUCUUCCCACCUCAUUUCAAGUAGGUAACUCCGACAUACAGUUUACACCCUCUGCUAGGAAUCUUGGUUAUAUUCUUUCUAACAACAUGUCUCUCGAUAAACAUAUCUCUCACAUUUGUCGUUCGGCAUACACCGCCAUCCGUCAGAUCAGCUCCAUCCGCCACUACCUGACAGUUAGCGCAACAAAAACUCUAGUCUGUGCUCUUGUUCUCUCUCGUCUUGACUAUUGCAACUCACUUCUGUCAGGUUCACCCAAACAUUUUAUAGAAAAACUGCAGAAAGUUCAAAACUCUGCUGCUAGGCUUGUUCUUAAGGCAAAAAAACGCGAUCACGUCACUCCACUACUCCACUCACUACAUUGGCUCCCUAUACAGGCACGCAUUGACUACAAGCUGUCUCUUCUCUGUCACAACUUUUUCUCGGAUUCCUGCCCUUCCUAUCUAACUGAACUUCUUUCUGUCUAUUCACCCCUUCGACAACUUCGCUCCUCCGCAGACUCGCGUAUUCUGUCCGUUCCCAAGACACGCACUAAAUUAUAUGGUGAACGAUCUUUCUCUUUCUGCGCCCCCAAACAAUGGAAUUCUUUGCCACUACACAUCCGCAAUAUAACAACCACACAGGCCUUCAAAACUGCACUCAAAACACAUCUAUUUAAACUAUACUACUCUGACUGAUUCUCCUCCUAUAAACCGAUAAACGUACAUGGGUUUCCUUGUAAAAAUGUCUGGUGUGGGUGGAUGAAUAUACCUCUGGUGUUGUUUUGCUUAUAUGUUGUUUUAUUUCAUUUAUGUAUUUUAUUUUAAUAUUAUGAUUAUGCCUCUUUGCUAUAUAUGUACAGCGCGGUGAGCCCAGCCCUAGGCCGGGGUACCGCGCUAUAUAAGACCACUUAUUAUUAUUAUUAUUAUUAUUAUUGAUUAAAUAAUUUAUAAACUUAAACUUGUCAAUCUGUAAGUAUUACGACCAUAUUAAGUGCUAACAAAAGCAUUGGAUUCACUUCAGUUUUUAAUUCUACUCUCAGUUUCAGGCUGUGUCAGUGUUAGACAAAACUGUUACAAAAAUAGAUAAAUUCAACAUGUAAAAGCACCCAAUUCAAUUUUGAACAUAGCUUCACACUGCAGGUCGAUCCCGGUUUCCACAAAGGGAGAUUAUAACUCUCCACAAAAACAUUGAUGUUUCUCCUUUAACAGACAAGUAACAUAACCGGAAUCGGUUGGUGCUUGAUUUGCAGCACAUGGUUGCAGAUGCCAUGAUCUAGUGAUAAGAGAAACAAAUUGUGUCGCUGAACAUUCUAAUGCCACCUAUCUUAACAUUACAAGCAAUCUGUUACAUCAGUUUUGUGUAACACAUUAUUAUUAAUGAAUCAUUUUGGUUACCAUAUUAACAUAGCAUUAAACCAUGUAAAUCACAACACAUGUACCUUAUUAAUCUUGUGUAACAAAAAUCUCUUCUUUUUUUUUUUUGCAGGGGAUCCUAAGUGUUAUUACAGUGACCUCUGGAUGGUGUGUUGUAUGAAUUGGUAGAAUGAAUGGUUUGGAGAGUAUCUUCAUUAUAUAUUAUAUUAUGCAUUAUUUUAUGGUCAAUAAACAAUGGUAAAUGAAGCAGUGUGGCUAAAAUUUUGACAUGUUUUCAAUACUUAAACUACCGGAUAUUAGAAAUGCACCAAUUAGAUACCAGUCCCUGAUGAAAUGUCAUUUGAUUAUUGAUUAUAAUUUUAAAAUUUUUUGUUCAGAUCACUGAUAUGGAAUUUAUUUUGUAAUUAAUUAAAGUUUAAAGUAUUUUAUUCAAAAUUGUUCACAAUUUUUUGAGAGCAGAUAAUGACAGAGUCAAGCUGAUUUUACUGUAGUUCUACUAUAUUUUAUACCAGGUACCAUUACCGGUAUUUAAUUUUAAUUAAUAUUGCAGUACAAAAUGGGAUUCUAAAUAACUUAUAGUACCAGGUAUUAUUUUUUUUUAAAUGUCUCAAUUAUUUUAAUUCUGAAAUAUUAAUACAAUCCCAAUGAAGUUCUGAAAAGGGUCUCAAACUCAAUUAAUUGAUAAUUGAUGGUAAGAAAAGCCUCUUAAGAAAGAAAUAUUAACCUAUGUGAGGUUGUUGUGAUAGUGAAACAGCCUGUCAGUCUCCCUUCAAAAUGCAUCUUUUGUCACUUAUCAGUAUCAGGCAGGGAGUACGAGUUUAUGGAAGAAACUGUUGAUAGAAAAUUGCUUAUCAAUACGGGUACUUACUCUUUAUUAAAUCUGAGGAUUUGAAAAAUGUAUUUCUGCGCACUUGGUUUUUACAUGUUGAACUUUUAAUGCUAUGUUUUCCACAUGUCAGAUACAAAAAUUAAUCAAUGCGAUAUCUGAACUAGCCCUCAAAUUCAAAUGAUGGUGUAAAAAAAUUUGAAUGAAAAAAAAAAGUUAAAUUUUUACACUACUUACCGGUAUACAUAAACGCACCUGGCAGCAUUAACAUUCCUCAAGUACCCUGUACAUUUAAAAUUACUAGUUGGGUAAGCUACAACAAAUUGUUAAACCUGCAGUUUAAUUAUCAAAUUACUGUUAUGACAUUUGAAUUAUUAGUAAGCUAAUUUUAACUGGAUCUGAACAAUUAAAAUUGUUAUCUCAAAUCUGUUAAGUUUUUAUAUAUUUAUUUUUAUUUAUUAAAAUUUUAAUGUACCUAAUGUACCAGUAUAGAAAAUGGAGUAAAGUCAAAACCUGCUCCCAAUCCAUAUUGCAAAGAACCUAUGCAUAUUGUUAAAUUUCAAUUCUCUUAAAAUAUACUGCAAUCUUCUUCUUCUUUAUUUUGAGGACCCACAAUCAAUGAAUUUAUCAUUCUGGCUCCUAUGAUCUGUCAUAUUUGAAUUAUUGACAGUUUAGGGGAGUGGGGGGUGAGUUAUUUUAUAUCAUGAAUUGCAGGUGAAAAACAGAUUAAAAUUUUAAUUAACUCAGCUAAUCAUGUUUUGAUGUAGUUACAUUUACAUGCAAUGUUCCCUUUAAGCUGCGCGGCUGCCCAGUAAUCUCAGAUGCCGUGCAGCAGUUUUGAGCACAC